CCCCCGGGGCUCCUGUUUCUUUAAGGCCGGAUUUCACGGCUCUCAUUCGGCUGACUGGUGCCACGCUGCGGCGCCUGCUCAGUGCGUCCUGGACCUGGAGCUUUCUCUGUCUUAUUAUACAGUGACUGUGUGUGUGUGAGAGAGAGUGUGUGAGAGAGAGUGUGUGUGUGAGAGAGAGAGUGUGUAACAUAUGGAUUGAAGGCUAUUGUUGUCAGCCCGGGUGGUUUGUUCUGCACUUUCACCGGAGAAUGCCCAGAGGAACCGGAGCUGUGUUCCUGCACGGAUAGCGCAGAAAUACACCCGAGAAACACGAUAUUGACAUGAAGAAAGACAUCGAGACUCUAAUCGCAGAGGAACGUGCUGACAUCAUCUCGAAAUAUGCUACGGGCAGGCAGGGCGGGGUGCAGAUCGACCCCUGGGAAGAUCCCGACUUCAGCAUCUACAAAGUCAUCGACCGCUUCGGCUUCAUGCAUGAAGACGAGCUGCCGGCCCCGACGGCACACGAGGAAAAGAGGAAGCAGCUGGAGAUCGAGAGGGUGGAGAAGUGGCUGAAGAUGGUGAAGAAGUGGGACAAAUACAAGAACAGUGACAGGAUGGUGCAGCGGGUGUAUAAAGGCGUCCCGCUGCAGCUGAGAGGCCGAGCCUGGGCGCUGAUGCUGGACGUGGAGCGGCAGAAGAAGGAGAACGAGGGGAAAUACGAGAAGAUGAAGGCGCAGGCGUUGCUGUGCUCGGCUGAGAUCAAACAGAUCGACCUGGACAUCAACCGCACCUUCAGAAACCACGUGAUGUUCAUGGAUCGCUUCGGAGUCAAGCAGCAGGCUCUCUUCAGCGUCCUCUCUGCAUACUCCGUCUACAACACAGAGGUGAGCUACUGUCAGGGGAUGAGUCAGAUCGCCGCUCUGCUGCUGAUGUUCCUGAACGAGGAGGACGCCUUCUGGGCGCUGUCGCAGCUGCUGACACACCACACACACGGCAUGCACGGGUUUUUUGUCCCGGGUUUCCCCAAACUGCAGCGGUUUCAGACUCAUCACGAUCAGGUCAUUUCCAAACUCAUCCCCAAGCUGAAGAAACAUCUGGACAGGGAGCAGAUGUCUGCGGGGAUCUACAGCACAAAGUGGUUCCUGCAGUGCUUCAUCGACAGGACGCCGUUCACGCUAACUCUUCGUCUCUGGGACAUUUUCAUCCUGGAGGGAGAGAGGCUGCUCACCGCCAUGUCUUACACCAUCCUGAAGAUACACAAGAGGCGCAUGUUGAAGAUGUCUCUGGAGGAGCUUAGAGAGUUUCUGCAGGAGAGAAUCGCUCAGACGUUUUACUUCAGCGACGACGAGGUCAUCGAGCAGCUGCAGAGCUCCAUGAUGGAGCUGAGGAAGAGGAAGCUCGACCUUUCUCCUCCAGGAAAGCCAGAGGAGCGUCCCCGUCUGCCUCUGGGUCUCGAGCUGCCCCCCCCAAGAGGGAAGACCUCCGCAGCCGGCCUCAGCCUGAACAUCAUCGACUCCCCUGACCAGAGCCCCUCCAAGGACCCCCGGGACCUGGACCCUGAGCAGGAGGAGGAGUCCAGGGUCAUCAUCCACAGCCAGCUCCCCCCCGACGGCUCCCCGCUGACGGGCCCUCCGCCUUACCGGCCCCCGGAGGAAACCCCAGAUAAAAACACAGAUCAAUGCUCCCCUUCCUCCACAGACGACUCCUCUCUCGCGGCCCCUCGCUCCUGCAGGAUCCCGCGGACCCUCUCGGCCCCCGUGAUGCACCUCGCCCCCCCGCAGAGUCUGUCUGCGGAAGAGGAGAGGGCGGAGGACCGGUACCUGGAGCAGCUGCUGGAGCAGGCCUCCAAUCUGCCCGGCAACAGGAACCAGAACCAGAACCAGGACUCAAAGGAAGCGUCAGAGGAAACUCAGGCGGAGGAUGUUUCAUGAAAUCAGCUCUGAUCACGAAGCGGCUCCGUUAAAUGUUCCAGUUUGGUUUACAUACAUAAUGUUGAUGCAGAACUACAGAAGUAUAGUCAGAUUAUCAUUGGUUAUAUAUUUCUCAAUUUUCCAAGGAAGCAUUGGAAGAAAUUUAGGCUGCGGAUAUUUCAUGAAAAUGUAAAGCACGGAUCAGCUCCGUUUAAAUGUUCCAGAACUACAGCAGUAUAGUCAGAUUAUCAUUGUGGAGCAAUAAUAUGCUUAAAAUAUGUCAUGUUUUCAGGACAUACAAUCAUUUUGGUCAUAUAUGUCCCAGUUUCCCAAGGAAGCAUUGGUAGAAACUUAGGCUGCGGAUAUUUCAUUCGAUCUGAAAUGAUCAGUGAUUGAAAGCAUCAGCUCCGUUAAAUGACCUGCAGAUUCAGGCACUUUGGAGGUUUACAGUAAUAUGUUGGUGAGACACUACAGAAGUAUUGUCAGAUUAUCAAUGUGAAGCAAUAAUUGCUUAAAAUAUGUCAUCAGUUUCAGGAUCAGUAAUUAUUUUUGAUGAUAUGAUUUGUAGAUUUUCCUGGGAAGCGUCCGAGGAAAUGAAGGCUCUGAAUAUUCCUUGAAAGUAGCAGCGAUUUAUUCGAUUAUCUGCACAAAUCGUUUGGUAUUAAAUGUUCUGUAAAGGUACAGAUGAAGCACUUUGGUGGAUGGAUGACAUGAGAAUUUUGGCGAAGAACUAUAGAAAUAUUAUCGAGCAAUAAUCACUUAAAAAUGUGUCAUCAGUUUCUGGAACAAUAAUCAUUUUGGUUAUCUUUUUAGAGACAAGGUAAACAACUAACUUUCUGUAACUUUCUAAAAAACGUAAUGAUGAAGAAUAUUUCCUCCAUUCAAGUGUUUAUAAUAUAAUAUAUAAUAGUGACAGUUUGUCAAAUGUUGCUUAUCAUAUCCUACUUAAUUUAAAUCUUCACGAGUAAAUCUGCAACCUGAGGGUGUGAAGUCCAAAAUAUGUGGGAUGUUAUCCAAGAAGGGAGGGACUAUGAGAAAUUCUGUUGUGUUGCAUUAUGGGAAGUGUAGGAUGUUGGUGUUUUUUGGCGCUUGAUAUAAUUGGGAUUGAAAUGUGGCCAUUGUGUUUUUAAACUGUCUUCCAACUUUAUGUAGAUGAAAUACUGACCAUGAUCAUAUAUCUCAUCAAAAUGUAAAUAAGAGUCAAUUAGAGCGAGGAGGCGCAACUCUUGUUAAAGACAGAAUACUUGGCAAAAAAAUCUGAUUUUAGUCAUUACAGUACGUGUUACUUGUUAGACGCUUUUAUCCAAAGCGACCUACAUACUCAAUACUGUGGACAAUAUCCCCACAGGAGCACUUUGGGGUGAAGUGUCUCAGGGACACAACGACAUGCUGACGGCCCGUCCACACAGCGACGUGUGUUGAAGCUUGCCGGCGGGCGUGUCUGAAACUCGACCAACAACCAAUCACAUGAAUCUCCCGCCCCGGACACACAAGCACGCGGU
This is a messenger RNA of Gymnodraco acuticeps, 3391 nucleotides long. RefSeq names its product USP6 N-terminal-like protein. The record is from RefSeq and is a predicted model, not a curated record. Lineage: Eukaryota; Metazoa; Chordata; Actinopteri; Perciformes; Bathydraconidae. Bases 321 to 1910 code for a protein of 529 amino acids. The transcript has 14 exons.